AAGUGCCUUUAGAACAGCAUAAGAAUGGAUCAAUCUUAGCAGAAACCUGCAGCGUCUGCUUUUAUUUUGCCAGUGAACUUUAAGAGCAACACAUUUACUUUAAAAACAGACUGACACGUUACAGCAAGAGGAGAACAUGGGGACAGAUUUACCUUACAACUUUGUCUUCAAAGUGGUCUUAAUUGGAGAAUCAGGGGUGGGAAAGAGCAACUUGCUGUCAAGAUUUACUAAAAAUGAAUUCAAUCAUGACAGCCGCACAACUAUUGGGGUGGAAUUCAGCACUCGGUCCAUUCAAGUGGAUAAUAUAACCAUCAAGGCCCAGAUCUGGGACACGGCUGGUCUAGAGCGCUACAGGGCCAUUACCUCAGCGUAUUAUAGGGGAGCAGUUGGUGCCCUGCUUGUUUAUGACGUCACCAAACACCUAACUUAUGAAAAUGUUGAGCGAUGGCUAAAAGAACUCUAUGACCAUGCAGAUCCUCAUAUUGUGGUCAUGCUUGUGGGAAAUAAAAGUGACCUGGAGGCUCUGCGCACUGUACCAAGAGAGGAGGCCAAGGACUUUGCAGAGAACAGAGACUUACUUUUCAUGGAGACGUCGGCACUGGAGUCAACUAAUGUUGAAUCUGCCUUCCUUGAAAUUCUAACAGCAAUCCAUAAUAAGGUUGCAAGUCGAGAGGUGACUCGAGGCUCUAUAAGUGCUGUGACUCUGGGUCACAGCGGCCCCAUCAAUGAGUUUCAAGAGGAGAAAAAGACCUGCUGUUAGAACUCAUGAACACAUGAAUGAACAUCUAUGCGGUCACUAAACCAUCAACAGCAGAACAAAGACAUUAACCUUUUACAUGAUUCACGUCUCAUACCUGCACUGAUGCAUUUCUUCAGACUUGACCCUCAUUGGAUGUCAUAUCAGUGACAGUGAGAGAAAGGGGGAGGGGUCAAAUGUUUAGAGUUAUUUUUAUGUGGCUUGUUUUUACUUUUAGAAGAUGUAAGCAAUUGGCACUUAUGAUGUGAUUUUAGACUGUUGUUAAUUAUGCUUAGACUGUACAAAGAUAUUUCGUUUUUGGUUAAGAACUACCAAGGUGUUGUGUUUACUGCAAAAUAAAAUUAUUUAUUUGGUAUUCAAAUUAACAAAAAUCUUUUUGCUCCUAUUAAAAUGUAUUUCUUAAAAUUUUUCUUCUGCUGAACACAAACAAAGAUUUUUGAAAGAAUAUCUCAGCCCUGUAGGUCCAUUUGUGGUCCAUUAUUGAUCUGUUUAUCACCCACACUUAUCAUAUCGCUUCAUAUAUAAACCACUGGAGUCUUAUGGAUUACUUUUAUGCUGCCUACAUGUGCUUUUUGGAACUUCAAAUUUCUGGCCACCAUUCUUUUGCAUUGUAAGGACCUACAGAGCUGAGAUUUUCUUCUAAAAAUCUUCAUUUGUGUUCAGAAGAAGUAAGAAAUACACAUCUGGGAUGGCGAGUAUAUGAUGAGAGAAUUUUCAUUUUUGGGUGAACUAUCCCUUUAAAGCUUUAACUAUAAAUGUAAGCACUUUUGUUCUGAAUUGAUAUCUAAGGUAUCCUCAAAUAUGUAACAUGGUUUUAAACAGUAAAGAAUUUCAUUAUGUGAGACACUACCUAAAAUUA
This is a messenger RNA of Xyrauchen texanus (razorback sucker), 1616 nucleotides long. Its product is annotated as ras-related protein Rab-25-like. The record is from RefSeq and is a predicted model, not a curated record. Lineage: Eukaryota; Metazoa; Chordata; Actinopteri; Cypriniformes; Catostomidae. Gene Ontology annotation, molecular function: GTP binding; GTPase activity. Bases 137 to 760 code for a protein of 207 amino acids. Gene Ontology annotation, cellular component: recycling endosome. The transcript is spliced from 5 exons. Gene Ontology annotation, biological process: exocytosis.